Octopus sinensis (East Asian common octopus) is the source of this 462-nucleotide messenger RNA. Its product is annotated as ATP-dependent DNA helicase PIF1-like. The transcript has a single exon. NCBI's taxonomy places the organism in Eukaryota, Metazoa, Mollusca, Cephalopoda, Octopoda, Octopodidae. The record is from RefSeq and is a predicted model, not a curated record. The coding region runs from base 1 to 462 and encodes 153 amino acids.
AUGAGAAACUUGAAUCUUCCAAGCCUUUGUAAUGGGAUGCGUAUAAUCGUGGAAGAACUGCUCGACAAUCUCAAAGUAGCGAGAAUCAACAGAACCGCUUUCAGAAAUGAAAUCACUACGAUACCAAGAAUAACAAUGAAUCUCUCCGAAGGUGAGGAUAUCCCUUUGCAGCGAAGCCAAUUCCCAGUUCAAUCAUGCUUCGCUAUGACAAUUCAUAAAGCACAAGGACAAACUAUGGACAACGUCUUGAUUGAAGUGGAACGACCUGUAAUUCAACACGGUCAACUGUAUGUGGCUCUUAGUCGCGGAAGACGAAAGGAGAAUGUCAGAGUGUUUUUGAAGGAUACCCAGUCAACUAAGAAUGUUGUUAUUAAAAGCUUUCUCUCGAGCAAACUGCAACAGCGUCAAAAUGAGAAAAUAUUCCUUCUGACGUCAGAACGUGAAAGGGAAAGGCAAAACUAA